ACUACUACUCUAUCUAAGAACACCGGCCUCACGGCAAUAACUGAGCGAUGAGCGCUCAAUUCGAGUGUUUCAGCGGAGCCUGAUUACAUAAUCCUACGCUCGUCCUUCGCGAUGGUAUCCGACAUCAAGCAAGUGUGAGAGAGUCCAAAUCGGCCGACUCGCGCGCUGAAUUCCAAGCCUGUGAGGAUAAUCAUGGGUGCCAAUAACUCCAAGCCCGAGGCACAGACCUCGCAGCAUAUUUUCACAGGUGAAUCGCCUGUCCGAUUCUCCCAGAACCUCAUCGAUAGUCUCCAGAACAGCGCAGAGACGGAUUCCACGAGGGCCAAGGCUCUGGAGUUGCACAUCCAAGCCCGCGUUGCUGAGGAGUUGGAGCGGUUACAGACUCGUGAGUCUCAGAUGCUCCAGGAGCUUUCAGAAAAGGUUUCCUCCGCCGAGCAGUCCAAACCUGCCGCUGAGAUAUCGGAAGCCGCGCAGUCUGCUGGCGACAAGCUGCGUGAUCUCGGACGGGACAGCGUUCAGAAGGAAAUUGCAGAGCUGCGGCAGAGGCUCGAGGGUCGGAGAAAGCUAGAGGAUCUGGACAAGGACGUCGAACACGCAAAGGAGGAUGUUGUCAAAUGCUUGAGAAUAAACGACCGUCGGCCGCUCGACUGCUACAAGGAGGUCUCCACAUUCAAGACCCAAGUGGCUCGCCUCGAAAAGGGAUUCGUCGACAGAGUGAUUGGUUAG
Molecule: messenger RNA, 726 nt
Organism: Xylona heveae TC161
Lineage: Eukaryota; Fungi; Ascomycota; Xylonomycetes; Xylonales; Xylonaceae
Product: DUF1690-domain-containing protein
Exons: 3
Coding region: 193-726 (177 amino acids)
Source: RefSeq, a predicted model, not a curated record